This is a messenger RNA of Homarus americanus (American lobster), 894 nucleotides long. RefSeq lists its product as uncharacterized. The coding region runs from base 1 to 894 and encodes 297 amino acids. NCBI's taxonomy places the organism in Eukaryota, Metazoa, Arthropoda, Malacostraca, Decapoda, Nephropidae. The transcript has 2 exons. The record is from RefSeq and is a predicted model, not a curated record.
AUGGACCACUAUGGACCACCUCACUAUGGACCACUCCACCUCACUAUGCCACCUGGACCACUUGCUAUGGACCACCUCACUAUGGACCACUUUGCUAUGGACCACCUCACUAUGGACCACUUUGCUAUGGACCACCUCACUGUGGGACCACUUUGCUAUGGACCACCUCACCAUGGACCACUUUACUAUGGACCACCUAGCAUGGACCACCUCACCAUGGACCACUUUGCUAUGGACCACCUCUACUAUGGACCACCUCACUUUUGGACCACUUUGUUGUGGACCACUCACUAUGGACCUCUUUGUUAUGGACCACCUCACCAUGGAUCACUUUAUGGACCAGGACCACCUCCACUAUGGACCACUUCUGUGACCACCUCACUAUGGACUGUUAUGGACCACCUCACCAUGGACCACUUUGCUAUGGACCACCUCACUAUGGACCACUUUGCUCUUGUUAUGGACCACCUCACUAUGGACCACUUUGCUGUGGACCACCUCACUGUGGACCACUUUGUUAUGGACCACCUCACCAUGGACCACUUUGCUAUGGACCACCUCACUAUGGACCACUUUGUUAUGGACCACCUCACUAUGGACCACUUUGUUAUGGACACCACCAUGGACCACUUUUAUGGACCACCUCACCAUGGACCAAUUUGCUAUGGACCACCUCACCAUGGACCACUUUGCUAUGGACCACCUCACCAUGGACCAAUUUGCUAUGGACCACCUCACCAUGGACCACUUUGCUAUGGAUGGACCACCCACCUCACUAUGGGCCACAUCGCAUGGACCACUUUGCUUACCACCUCACUAUGGACCACUUUGUUAUGGACCACCUCUCCAUGGGACCACCUCACUGUGCCAUGGACCACUAUCCACAUGCCAUGA